This is a messenger RNA of Diversispora eburnea, 1511 nucleotides long. Lineage: Eukaryota; Fungi; Glomeromycota; Glomeromycetes; Diversisporales; Diversisporaceae. The record is from the annotation of a GenBank genome assembly.
UGGGUUAUUCCUGUAUAGCAAUUUUAGAUGAAGCGAAUGUCAUUAUGUGUCAAAUGGGUGAAAAUGUUCAAGUUAUUGAUAACAAAUAUCAACCAUAUAGAGGAGAAAUUGUUAAACUUUUUUACGAUCCAGAUAAAAGUUCAGAAGUUAUACGUAAAGGUUUUAGGAUACUUCAAGAAAUUUAUUUUGAUCAAAUGGAUGGGAAGCAAUGCCAAGAUGAUUUUGCUAAUAUUGAUGUCACCCGGAGUUCUCUUGACUGUGUAAUUUAUACAAGUACUAUGGAAGCUGGCAUCUCUUUUGAAAUCUCUGAAUAUUUUGAUGUAGUUAUAGGCAUUACUAAUAUUGCCACUCCAGUUCAUAUUGAAGCAUUUGCUCAAAUGUUAUUCAGAAUCUGCAACUGUUCAUUGCGUAUAGUUUCCCUUUAUCAUAGCAAAAAAUUUGAUAUUUUUAAAGAUCCAUGUCAGAAACUCAUUCGGGCUGAACUUUCAACUUUAAGACUUGAAGACUUACCAACAGCAAUUAAAGGUCAACGUGAAUGGGAUAAAAUUGUUGAUUGUUAUGUACUUAAUUUAUCUCUAGUAGUAGAAACCUAUAUCGAAGUUAAAUAUCAGAUACGUUUAUUAGUCAAAUAUUUUCCUGAGAUUCUUUGCAGUCUUAUUGCUAGUACUGAGGUAACACUUGAAUUAAUUUCAAUAGAAGAUGUUGAAAAAGUUAACAGGAGUGAAGUUUCUCAUAUUAUUAAGAAUAUUGAGAAAAAAAUUAAAAGUAUAGAUGCAAAAUUAAUGGUUAAUGCCUCAGAUAUUAGCUCUGAUGAAGCUGAAAUUCUUAAGCAAAACUCUAUACGUAAUAUUGGUGACAAGAAUGAUAUUCAAGAUUGGGGCAUGAAUAAUGAUGAUUGGAUCAAACUUUGUAAUAUAGAUUUUGUAAAAAAAUUCAAUAAUCCUGAACCUUUACAAUAUUUUAGAAGACUGGUAUAUUUCAGAAGACAAGGUUCUAAUGUAACAAAUUCUAUAGAAAAUCUAAAAAUCAAAGAAGAAACGCAAUGGGAAGAUUCACAUGAUUCUACAGACCUUUUUUCAGUCGAUUUGCAUAAAUUUUAUUUAGCAAAACAGUGGGAAGCGAUACAUAAUCUUGUUCAAUCAAUAGGUUUUAGAGAUAUAGAUGAUACGAAUAUUCUUUCUGAAGAUACAUUAUUGCUCUUUGGUUUUAAAACCAGAGCUAAAGGAAUAUCAGAUCUUAAUGCUACAAUAAAGUUUAUUAAUGCAAUACUAGAUCCAAUUCUUCCACCAUACAAUAAUGAGAUGUCAAAAGAAAGAUUGAAAAAAUGGAAAGUCAAGAUUCUCUUUGAAAUGCGGGAUAAUCAUAAUUACUGGAAAAAAGAAUGUAAGAGUAUGAAUGAAGUUGCUUUCUUGAAAUAUAAACAUAAUUUCGAAAUUAAAUUAGACAUUUCCACUACUCUACACAAAAAAGAAUUAAAAACUCGCUCUUUGGCUCUUAUUGAAUAUGCGUAA